This is a messenger RNA of Erythranthe guttata (spotted monkey flower), 1140 nucleotides long. RefSeq names its product GDSL esterase/lipase At5g45960. Gene Ontology annotation, molecular function: hydrolase activity, acting on ester bonds. Lineage: Eukaryota; Viridiplantae; Streptophyta; Magnoliopsida; Lamiales; Phrymaceae. The record is from RefSeq and is a predicted model, not a curated record.
UAAUAUUCAUGGAUUAUUUAUCUGCUCUUGUGCUUGUGAUUUUGUUUACAGCAGCUGCCAAUGCAAAACUCGCCAGCUCAUCAUCGUCGUCAUCGUCAGUUUCAGCCAUUUUCAUAUUCGGCGACUCGACUGCAGAUCCCGGAAACAAUAACUACAUAUCAACUUACUUUCAGAGCAAUUUCCCGCCAUAUGGCAAAGAUUUUCUCAACCACACACCUACCGGAAGGUUUACCAACGGCCGCCUUGCCAAUGAUUUUAUUUCUCAAUACAUUGGAAUCAAAGAUUACGUGCCUCCCUAUCUCGAUCCAACGCUCUCCAUUCAGGAACUUAUGACCGGUGUCAGUUUCGCCUCUGCUGGAUCCGGGUUCGACCCGCUUACACCCGCAAUAAGCAGUGUGAUAUCGAUGUGGGAGCAGUUGGAACAGUUCAGAGAGUAUAAAGCAAAAGUGGAGGCGGCAGUUGGGAAGGACAAAACCAAGGAGCUGAUAAAUAACGCCAUAUACUUUGUUAGUGCCGGCACAAAUGACUUCGUCGUAAAUUAUUUCACCAUGCCAAUACGACGUCGUACCUACACUAUCCCAACCUACACCACUUUCCUCCUACAACAUGCUCGCCAAUUUUUUCAGGGAUUAUUGGAUGAAGGUGGUCGGCGAAUAGGAGUGGCGGGGCUUCCCCCAAUGGGGUGCUUGCCUGUUGUAAUAACCCUUUACACCGACAACCACGGUAAACGUGACUGCAUCGACUAUUUCUCGUCCGUAGCUCGAAAUUAUAACGAAAUGCUCGAAAAACAAUUGAAAGACAUGCAAAUUAAGCAACCCCAACAGUCUCGGUCUCGAAUUGCUUACAUAGAUAUUUAUGGACCUUUACAUGACAUGAUCUUAUUAGGCUCCAAAUAUGAUUUUGAGGAGGUUAGCAGUGGCUGCUGCGGAACGGGAUUAUUGGAAGCGUCGUAUUUGUGCAACAGGGAAUCCCGACUUUGUUCGGAUGCAAACAAAUUUGUGUUUUGGGAUUCAAUUCACCCAACGCAACGUUCAUAUUUCGUCAUGUUUCAAUCCCUUCGCCCUGUAAUUGAUGCUCUAUUGAUUCAUCAUUAACGUACACAUAAUAAUUAAUCUAUAUUAAUAAUAAUCAAUUCCGAAC